AUGGAGGCUGAAUCAGCACCACAAGCACCAGCUUCAGGAGGACGCGUUCUGAAGAUGGUCACCGAAAUGGGAUCAGCUACAGUCGGAGGAAUCUCUCCAGCACUUUCCGCCAACGCUGCAAAAUCUUUCCUUGAGGCCACUGAUAAGGAAAAGAAGACACUUCAAGGACUCAACGAUCGUCUCGGAAACUAUAUCGAUCGUGUGAAGAAGCUUGAAGAGCAAAACCGUAAAUUGGUUGCCGAUUUGGAUGAGCUCCGUGGAAAGUGGGGAAAAGACACUUCUGAAAUCAAGAUCAAAUACUCUGAAUCUCUCUCGACUGCCCGUAAAGACAUCGACGAUGCUGCUCGUAGAAAGGCCGAGAUUGACGUCAAGGUCCAAAGACUGAAGGACGACUUGGCUGAGUACAGAUCCAGAUACGAGGACAUCCAACAUCGUCGUGAGGGAGAUCGCGAAAAGAUCAACCAAUGGACCAAUGCCAUCGCUGACGCUCAAUCUGAGCUCGAGAUGCUCCGUGCCCGUUACAAGCAGUUGACCGAUGAAGAGAAGCGUUUGAACGGAGACAACGCCAGAAUCUGGGAAGAGCUCCAGAAGGCCAGAAGCGAUUUGGACGAUGAGACCAUUGGCAGAAUCGACUUCCAAAACCAAGUACAGACAUUGAUGGAGGAACUCGAGUUCUUGAGAAGAGUCCAUGAGCAAGAGGUCAAGGAACUUCAAGCUCUCCUCGCUCAAGCUCCAGCUGAUACCCGCGAGUUCUUCAAGAACGAAUUGGCUCUUGCUAUCCGUGACAUCAAGGACGAGUAUGAUUACAUUGCCAAGCAAGGAAAGCAAGAUAUGGAGUCGUGGUACAAACUCAAGGUCUCCGAAGUUCAAGGAUCCGCCAACCGUGCUGCCAUGGAAUCCAACUUCCAGAGAGAUGAGGUCAAGAGAAUGAGAGAUAACAUUGGAGAUCUCCGUGGAAAAUUGGGAGAUUUGGAGAACAAGAACUCACUUUUGGAGAAGGAAGUCCAGAACUUGAACUACCAGUUGGCCGACGAUCAAAGACAAUACGAGGCUGCUCUCAACGACAGAGAUGCCACUUUGAGAAGAAUGCGUGAGGAAUGCCAGACAUUGGUUGCUGAGCUCCAAGCCCUUUUGGAUACCAAGCAAAUGUUGGAUGCCGAAAUCGCCAUCUACAGAAAGAUGCUUGAGCAAGAAGAGAGCAGAGUUGGACUCACCCAAAUGGUUGAGCAAGCCGUCAAGACUCACUCUCUCCAACAACAAGAAAACACCGACUCGACGAGAUCGGUUCGCGGUGAAGUGUCGACUAAGACCACUUUCCAGAGGUCUGCCAAGGGAAAUGUGACCAUUUCUGAGUGCGAUCCAAAUGGAAAGUUCAUCAAACUUGAGAACACGAGCAGAAACAAGGAUGAGAACGUCGGUGAGCACAAGAUCAGAAGAAAGUUGGACGGAAGACGCGAGAUCGUCUACAGCAUUCCAGCCAAUGUCAGCAUCAAGCCAGGAAAGAAUUUGACCAUCUACGCCCGCGACCAAGGAGGCAUCAACAACCCACCAGAGUCUCUCGUCUUCGACGGUGAGAACACAUGGGGAAUAGGAGCCAACGUCGUGACAUCAUUGGUGAACAAGGAUGGAGAGGAACGUGCCACCCACACCCAGAAGACCAUCCAAUCCGGACAAUAA
Molecule: messenger RNA, 1677 nt
Organism: Caenorhabditis briggsae
Lineage: Eukaryota; Metazoa; Nematoda; Chromadorea; Rhabditida; Rhabditidae
Gene: Cbr-ifb-1
Product: Protein CBR-IFB-1
Exons: 6
Coding region: 1-1677 (558 amino acids)
Source: RefSeq, a predicted model, not a curated record